AUGACGAGGAAUGUGGGCAUAGCGAUCGAUUUGUCGCCCACCAGCAGGUACGCGCUUCGCUGGGCGCUCGAGCACUUCGCGCGCGAUGGCGAUCACAUCUUCGUCCUCGUCGUCCGCAAGAAAGAGGGCGAGGACACCGCCCUCUUCGAGAAAGCCGGCACUCCCUUGAUCCCAAUGCACGACUACGACGAGCACGUCUUGGACAAGUAUGGCAUCCAGCCCGAUCCUGAGUUUGCUGUGGACGGUAAGGUCUACUACGGCGAUGCUCGAGAGAAGAUCAUCGAGGCUGUUGGAGAUCUUAAGUUGAACCUGCUUGUGCUUGGAAGUAGAGGCCUUGGGACUGUUAAAAGGUACCGCAAAGCUUCUUAUUUCUCGACUUGGAAAAAACUCGUUUCAUUUGUUGCGAAUCCACAGGGCGCUGCUGGGAAGCGUCAGUAA
This is a messenger RNA of Selaginella moellendorffii, 438 nucleotides long. Its product is annotated as universal stress protein PHOS32. NCBI's taxonomy places the organism in Eukaryota, Viridiplantae, Streptophyta, Lycopodiopsida, Selaginellales, Selaginellaceae. The transcript is spliced from 3 exons. The record is from RefSeq and is a predicted model, not a curated record. Bases 1 to 438 code for a protein of 145 amino acids.